AUGUCAGACAAACAGUACAUAUUGGGCAUGGAUAUAGGUACAACUUCAGUGAAAGUGUGUGUUUACGAUCCAAAAACCAAAGAAAUAGUCGCGAAACAGAGUAAAGAUACUGCCGCGAAUAUACCAAGUGAUCAAGGCAUAGAAGGGAAUAAACAGGAUGUUCCUAAAAUAGUAUCAGCUGUCCACUACUGCGUGUCCCGGCUACCGAGAGAUGUUUUACGACAUGUCACAAAGAUUGGCGUCUGUGGUCAGAUGCACGGUGUUGUAUUAUGGAAUAAAGGAGCUUGGGAAAAAGUAGAAAAGGAUGGAGUAGUAAUGCGUUAUGAAGCUACCAGAGAAAAAAUGUCUGCCUUAUACACAUGGCAAGAUACAAGGUGUAAGCCAGAAUUUUUAGACUCAUUGCCAAAACCUGAAUCACAUCUAAAUUGCUAUUCAGGUUAUGGAUGCGCAACAUUACUAUGGAUGCUUAAACAUAAGCCAGAAAAACUAAAGAAUUAUAGGUACUCUGCAACUGUCCAAGACUUUGUGGUAGCUAUGCUCUGCAACUUGGAGAAUCCAAUUAUGUCCAACCAAAAUGCAGCUAGUUGGGGCUAUUAUAACACAGAAAAAAAUGAAUGGAAUUACGAUAUUCUUAAGUCCAUCAAUUUUCCAGUCAAUCUCUUGCCUAAAGUUGUAAAAAGUGGUGAAAUUGCAGGAGUGCUAAAUGCCUCCUGGAAUGGGAUUCCAGAAGGCACACCCGUAGGAGCAGCCUUAGGAGAUCUACAAUGUUCCAUCAUUGCAACAUUAGAGAGCAAAGAGGAUGCUGUUUUAAAUAUAUCCACGUCUGCUCAACUUGCUUUUGUAGUUAAAAAUAUUGAAGAUUUAGGAUGUAAGACUGUUGAGCACUUGCCAUAUUUUAAAAAUUCUUAUUUAGUAGUAGCAGCCUCUUUAAAUGGUGGAAAUGUUCUUGCCACUUUUGUUAAAAUGCUCCAGCAGUGGAUGCUUGAAUUUGGAUUUCCCAUUCCACAGUCAAAAGUUUGGGAGAAAUUAAUCACUCUUGGCUUGGAAGCACCAGUAUCUUCCACAAUGAAAAUAUGUCCACAUUUGUUAGGUGAAAGACACGCACCUGCAUCAAAGGCAGCUGUUGAUAACAUCGAUCUCUCAAACAUUCAGCUAGGGCAUGUUUUCAAAUCUUUGUGUGACAGUUUAAUCGACAACUUGCAUAUUAUGAUGCCAAAACAAAUUUUGCAAAAUGCAAAUAUCAAAAGAAUUGUCGGUAAUGGUUCUGGGUUAUCUAGAAAUCCGGUUUUGCAAAGAGCAGUCGAACAUUAUUAUAGCUUGCCACUAGAAUUUACAUCCGGUGGGGAUGCUGCAAAAGGUGCAGCUAUAGCCGUAUUGGAGAUUGCAUAG
Messenger RNA from Parnassius mnemosyne (clouded apollo), 1389 nucleotides. Lineage: Eukaryota; Metazoa; Arthropoda; Insecta; Lepidoptera; Papilionidae. The record is from the annotation of a GenBank genome assembly.